Messenger RNA from Ceraceosorus bombacis, 465 nucleotides. The record is from the annotation of a GenBank genome assembly. Lineage: Eukaryota; Fungi; Basidiomycota; Exobasidiomycetes; Ceraceosorales; Ceraceosoraceae.
AUGUUUCGUGCAACACUUUUCGUCGCAGUCAUCACUGUCUUGGUUCAAUUUGCGCUGAUACAGCACACCGCUGCUCAAUUCAAGCCCACGUUGCUUUAUCGUGAGUGAAGACGCGCAGUGUUUCCUUUAUCGGCAAGCUGCUUACGCUUUGCUCUCUUUGGCGUCGUAGAAGUGGUUGAGACGCCAGUCAACAUGCCGCUAGCGGACCAGCGGCUUCAUUUCGAUCAGGCUUGCCGCAACUCGUCUGGCGUGUCUUUGGACUACUACCAGCUAAAGACUGGCAAGACAUAUGCUUGGUGCCAGAAUCGGUGAGUGCAAAGCCGCGUUCAAAUUUCCGAUAAGCGCGAGCUCACUACUCGACAUUCGUGAUUCCUCCUUGCGCCCCUCAGCGACGCGAUAGACUUGAUGAAACAAGUGUCCAAGAAGCUGACCACAUGGAAGCCGUGGUGGUUCGUCAAGACGUAG